This is a messenger RNA of Fusarium venenatum, 906 nucleotides long. Lineage: Eukaryota; Fungi; Ascomycota; Sordariomycetes; Hypocreales; Nectriaceae. The record is from RefSeq and is a predicted model, not a curated record.
AUGACCUACACUUCAAUCACCAUUGUUGUUUCCCCAUACCAUGUCGGCGCUUAUGACCAUCGUGUCGGGGGUGGUCCUCUCCGCAUCCUCUCCCACGGUAUUGAGCGGGAUCUAAGCAAACUCGCCCCUGUCUCUUUUAUCAACAUCGGUCCUGUCGACGAUUUUGAAGGCGAAAUCGGCAAGACCUUUGAAAUCAUUCGCCGUAUCUCCAAUGCAGUCGCUACGGCCGUCAAGAACAACUCAUUCCCUCUUGUUCUAUCCGGGAACUGUUAUGCAAGCACUGGAACCAUAGCUGGGCUUAAUCAACAAAACUCUGGAGGAUAUAAGCCUGCAGCUCUAUGGCUAGAUGCUCACGAUGAUCUCGAUACCCCUUCGACUCACGAGAAUGGUUAUCUCGACGCCAUGGCUGCGUCAAUGAUGACUGGCACUAGCUGGCAUACGUUGAUGAAGACUGUUCCUGGUCACGAGCCCCUGGAUGUUAAGAGGGUUGUGUGGUGUGGACUGCGAGAUUGUUCUGAGCUCCAAAUCAAGACGGUCAAGGAGGCAGGGGUGGAUGUGGUUUGGGGUAAAGCCGAUCAGAAGGUGGAUUUUACUGCUGGUCUUGCUGCUGUCCUUGAUCGACGAGAUGAUAUCAAGGAUGCUCAUAUCCAUCUCGACUUGGAUGUCCUCGAUCAGUCACUAGGCCGUGUCAAUGAAUUUCCGUCCCCAGGUGGCUUCUUUCCCGAGGAUUUGGCAGGUUUAAUGCAGAUGAUCCCUCAGAAGGUGAACCCAACCUCGCUCGUUGUUUGUUCCUUCAACCCCCGUUUAGAAGGCGGCGAUACAGUGGCCAGACUGGCGUGUCAGGCAAUCCUCCAAUUGGUUGGCGCAUUACAGGAGAAUGGUAUACUUGAUGCAAAGAGUAAAUGA